Molecule: messenger RNA, 3694 nt
Organism: Macaca mulatta (Rhesus monkey)
Lineage: Eukaryota; Metazoa; Chordata; Mammalia; Primates; Cercopithecidae
Source: RefSeq, a predicted model, not a curated record
AGGGCUGGAAUUCACAGGGGAGCCAGACAGUUUACGAAUUUGGGAAAUAGAAACUGUCUAUAGGUCUGCUUAUCUGAAUGCAUGAGGGAAGAAUUGGGCUGGUUAAUGGAAUGAGCCCUCCCCCACAAGCCCACACCAGGAUUCUCAACUUGCAAAGAAUCGGAAAUCAGUGAAGGAGACCUAAAUGGAAUCUCUUCAUCAAUUGCUAAAGCUAUUGUGGUACAGAAUUAUAUAGUGUCUGGGUCAUCUGUAUGUAUACCAAUUCCUCUACAUGGGACCGAAAAGAGAGUGAGCUUGAGAAGAAACGUGGACACCACAUUUCUAGGAUAGUCAGGCUCACCCAUAGUUUUCUCACGUGUGAUUUGGUCUCCUGAGGUUGAAAUCUGAAGUAUGAAAAGUGUUGUCCUCUGCUUUCAAAGAAGACACUGAGGAUUUCAAAAGCUGAUGAAGAUUGAAACUGCGCCACGCAUCGGUAAACACUCCACCUGAUCCAGAAACAAAAGCAAAGCAAAGUUAGAAGGAAGAGAAACAUGAAAAAGGACAUUUUAGCUCAUAUGGAGGCUCUGACCACCAAGGCAAGUGACACAGAUCCAGCCACAGCAGCAGUACCCUCAGAGGUGGCACCUCCAGUUCAGACUCCACUUGAAGAUGCUCCGCCCAUCAUCAGUCAAGGGGUAAAUGGGCAGAAAAGCAUGGGUGAAAAAGAGAAUGAUGAGAUGGAAGAAAUGUCUCAUUCUACUUUGUGUCCAAGUACAGUGCCUGGUUCCUCAGGCCCAAAUGUGGCUCUGGUUCACACAGUAUUGGAGAGGGCGUCCUCUGCUGCUAAUGAUGGGGGAAAUGUAAGGAAAAAAAAUAGCCAUAAAGGGAGGAAUAGAAAGGAAAGUAAGGUUGUGUAUCUUUCUUGGCCUCGGACGCUACAGCCUCGGGCAUCUUCUGCAGCCCCAGUUCUGAGUCAGACUUAUGUUAUGGGGGCUUUGCCAGUUGCCGAUGUCAAUGUCAAUGCAGGGCAAGAAAGCAGGGAGCAAAGAAGGAAUAAUAAGGAGAAGACAGUUCUCUUGCAGCCUUGGAAGACACCGGCUGGCACCCUGCUGCCAGCAGCAAGUCCAGUUCAGUCCUCUCUUGAGGGGGCCUCUCUGGCAGCAAAUGGGGAGAUUAAAAGAGGGCAGAAAAGCCGCCAUAAAGGGAGAUAUGAAAAGAACAAAAAGAUUGUGGCUAGUCCUUGGCCUCUGAGAGUACAGGCUUGGGCAUCUUUCACAGUCCCAGCUCAGGUACAGACCAUUUUUGCAGAGGCUAUUCCAGUUGCUAAUGAUGGGGUCAGUGUGGGGCACAAAAGCAAGGAUGAGAUAGAUAAAAUGUCAACUCCUACUUUGUGUCAGAGUGCACAGGAUGGUGUCCCAUGCUCAGCUACAGCUCUGGAGGGGACGUUCCCUGCUGCUAACAGUGGGGGAAAGGUAGGGAAGAAAAGAAGACAUAAAAGGAGGAAUAGAAAGAACAAAAGUGUUCUGGCUCAUCCCUGGCCCCUGACAGUACAAGUUUGGGCAUCACCCACAGUAGCAGAUCCAGUCCAGACUUUUUUUCAGAGAGAGUCUCCUGCUGAAGGUUCAAGGGUGAAUGUGGGGCAGAAAAUUUGGAGAAUUCACCUGGCGAACAGUGAGGAAGAAACAAAGGCUGUUCUUCCUUGGUAUGUGAGGGCACAGGUUGGUGCCCCUUUCUCAGCAACAGCUCCUUUGCAGACUUCAUUUGAGAGGGCUCCAUUUCUGGGAGACAUAUAUUCCAAGCUGAACAAAUUCACAAGGGUGCCUAAGAGGGGAGAUGAGAAACAAAUGCAGAACAGCGUAGGGCAGACUCUGAAAUUCUAUCAGGGUUGGAGAAAUUCAGAGAGAUACCCAGAGAAUCAAAACUUCUGGAAAUGUACUGUGAUGAAAUUUGCUAGGCAAGUCGACUGUUGUUAUGGGGAGCUCUGCACACGAGAGAGGAUGGAGGCUUUGACUUUGGUAAAUGCCCAUACCCACAUCAGUAGUUCAGUGAUGGGAAUGCAGCGAAGAGAGAAGGAAAUGGUUGAAUGUCUGGAUGGGGACAUGGGAAAGUUUUUAAGGCACAGAAGAGAAAAGAAAGGGAAUUAAGGAGCAUUCAGGAUCCUGUAAGUGCAAUUGUCUACAUUUCACUUACAGGAUCCUGUAAGGGAGAGAGGUGUUUGAAAUGCUAUCCUGAGGAAAGGGAAGCUCACUACAUAAAUGGUAAAUUUUUCCCUAUUAUACAGUAAUAUCACACUCUCUUGAGGAUGAUUUCUCUUUGUAAUUAAGUUUUAAGUUGAUUGGCAGAUACAGGGCAAUACUUCAGAAAAGCAAAAUCACCCUUUUUCUCUGUGUAUCCUCUUUCCCAUUUGUUCUCUAACAGCAUUGGGAAAGGUCUGUUGUUUAUGGCUGAUAAACAGUAUUAUGAGUCUGGAUUGUAAACCAAUGAAAGAAUGUAUAUUGAAUCUUGAAAACCCUUCUCUUGACUGGAAAAUGUUGUUGUAUCUUGUAUAUUAGAUUGUAAGCUGCCUUAAUGAUUGCAUUUAGUGCUGAUACUGGCCAGCAUGCAGUUGUUGAGAGCACAGGCUCUAGAGCCACAACGCCUGGGUUCAAAGCCCAGCCUUGCUGCUUACUACCUGUGUUUCUCUGAGCAAGUCACUCAUCUCUUCUUAGGUUCCCCCUCUCUCACAUGGGGAUAUUAAUAGAACCUGCCUCAAAGAGUUGUGUGAGGAUUAAAUGAGUUAAGACAUGUGAGGCACUUAGAAGAGUACUUUGCAUAGAAGCUCUCUAACAGUAUCACUUAUUGUUAUUUUACCUUUCAGCAUUACAUUUCAUGAAAGAUAUGGCACUGUGGUUAUCAUAUGUUCUAAAAAACAAACGUCAGUGCAUUCAUAAGACAGAAUAUGAUGCCUGCUUGUGGAUAAAAUACUUAAGGAGAAAAAAAGCAGGGGGCAAUAAAAUGGUUGCUACCUUUUCCAGGUAGUAGGAUCUCAACCAUGUCAACAAAACACGGAACAAUAAAGGCCAGGAGAGACAUACCUUAUUAUGUUAAUAUUGGUUACUGCUGGACGGGGAUAUUGUGCAUGGCUGCUAGGUUUUUAUGCUUCUUGACCCUUUUGUGGAACUGGUCCAAAUUUCUACAUGACCACAUACCACUUUCUGAUCAACAAAUCUAAGAUAAAUUAAUGAGGGAACCAAGAAGAAGAAGACUUCUUCAAGGUGGACUUAUUGGGGGACAGUCACCCAAUGUUGGAGGUGCAGAGGGGACAAGGCCUUUCUGGGUGAAGACUACCCCUCAGCCCAGCAGCAGCUGCUGAAAAAGAGAUCCAAGCACCUUUGACUGGCGCCAAAUAGCACACAGACAACUACGCUGGGAAGGAGGGGAGGGACUUCCAGUUUUCACAAACAACCUGUGGGGCAAACUAGAGGAGAUGGCUUUUCUUGUGCUAGAAACAACCAUUGCCUGAUUCUGCAGGGACGGCUCUGCUCUGGCUACUACUGCUGUCAUCUGUGGUUUGUUGAAAGUUUGUCUGGGAAGCUUGGCUGCACAGGGUAGUUGGGUGUAAUUUGAGAUUAAGGAUUACAUUUUUGUAUCGACCUUUUGUAGAGCCUGGUUUUGGGGUCAUUUUAGUUAAAAUGAAGCCAUCAUGGCAACAUUAAAAGUGUAGAUAUUCAUGGAA